Messenger RNA from Penicillium subrubescens, 1078 nucleotides. RefSeq lists its product as uncharacterized. The transcript has 4 exons. The coding region runs from base 1 to 891 and encodes 296 amino acids. The record is from RefSeq and is a predicted model, not a curated record. Lineage: Eukaryota; Fungi; Ascomycota; Eurotiomycetes; Eurotiales; Aspergillaceae.
AUGGUCAAGGGCUGGCACCGAUUUGUCCGCGAAAAUUGGGAGAGUAACGACGAAAAUAACGCUUUCAAGGCUCGCCAGCAGCCACGGUUCACGCCCGAGGAAAUUUCAGGCUAUGGAUACUACAAUAGGGGAUGUGUUUGGGGUGGCUGCUACCUUAUUACUGAAGCUUCAAUGCCGUCAACGAACUGGGCCUUAUGGGUGAAGAUCCUGCUGAUACUCUACGACUUCAACAAUGAUAUCCAUAUCGCAGAUGAGAUAUUCGUCUUGUCCCCCAGAGAAAACGAUCCUAUUACCCUUGACAACUUCAAGCGGUACCAAGCCCUCGAGACUGCGGAUUUCAAUAUCCUCAAUUUCAGCGAUACUGGCCAAGUUCUGUUUGAUCCGUAUCACCGCCAUUCUAUGCUCGUAGAUGAAUGUGCCUUGAAUACAGGACAGGUGCUUAUCGCGAAGUUUGGACUCGACGGGGCUUCUAAUGAUAUACACCGAGCCCCUUUGUUGGACCUCUUUGAUCUGUAUAUGCGAAUUCAAGGCUUGGGAAAAAUUGUUGAGGACCAGAUGGAACAUUUCCAGUCCAACAUGGUGCCAGAACACUGGUCGAAAGAAGAAGCAAUUGAUAUUAAACGCCCACUUUUGGAUAUCCUGUUUACUCACAGGGACAUGAUGGACACACCUCUCGAAGAUGAUCGGGAAACUAUUGAACAGCAGAUAAAUGAACUCGCUCCGGGGUACUUGAAAGCAGAGAGAGAGAGAGAGAGAGAGAGAGAGAGAGAGAGAGAGGUGGACUGGCAAACGACUUCGAUCUAUUUAAUCCGGGCUUUCAAACAUGAUACCCAUGAUCAUGGCAUUCCCAACAAGUUAGCCCAGCGACCUUAUCAGCGCCUGCACAAAUAGCGAAAUAAUGUGACUGAUUGAAUAGCCGUUUCCACUGCUUCUCAUGCGACUUGAUUCCCUCGACAUAUGAGCUCUCUAAUUUUGUCAUAGAUAAUUACCUGCAUAAAGGCCCUCGUUCUCAUUCGGAAGUAGCCCGACGCGUAACGCGUUGCAUUGCAUGACUGGACUGUAUAGCACAACAUGUGCU